AUGGGGGCAUCACUGGCUGUCAAGCCGGGGGCCACACACCGGUUCUGCGGCUUCUUCCAUGUCCGCACACUGGCACUGUGCAUCGGCGCGAUAGAGAUUAUAUAUCUCAUCUACCAGACGAUCCUUGUAUCUGAUGACUUGGUGGGUCGACCAUCAGCGCUGUCCGCUUCAUUGCAUGCAUUCGCCGUCGCACUGGCGUUCGUCGCCGUGGGCCUUCAUUUGUUCGGCAUAUUCCGGCGGACACCUACAUUAUUAAUACCGCAUCUAUUAAUGCAGAUUCUGACCAUCUUGGCCCUGUUCGGGAUGUGUCUGUUCAGCCUCUACGCGCUGCUCGUCGGCACUUCCGUCAAGGUCAACUUGACGUUAGAAGGCGAUCUGCGAACAGAGGGACUACAAGCAAUAUCCCAUCUGCCACGACUUCCGCUUCCACGAAUCCCGGUCACGCGGCUCUCGGCCCUGCUCGUCGGGCUUCUCAUCAUCGUGGCCGUGUUCUACACGGCGGUGGCGAUGCUUACGAUCUGGUGCUUCCACGUGGCGCUCGAUUGCUAUCGGUGGUUGGUUGUCCAUCUGGCCGAGAAAGCGCAAAAUAUUACAGCCAACGGCCAUCCCCCAAUCAUCGUUGACACCGGCAAAAUGGGCCAUGUACCCGCAGAAGCA
Mesorhabditis spiculigera is the source of this 657-nucleotide messenger RNA. The record is from the annotation of a GenBank genome assembly. Lineage: Eukaryota; Metazoa; Nematoda; Chromadorea; Rhabditida; Rhabditidae.